Molecule: messenger RNA, 2524 nt
Organism: Myodes glareolus (Bank vole)
Lineage: Eukaryota; Metazoa; Chordata; Mammalia; Rodentia; Cricetidae
Product: phosphatidylinositol 3,4,5-trisphosphate 3-phosphatase TPTE2-like
Biological process (GO): monoatomic ion transport; dephosphorylation; transmembrane transport
Cellular component (GO): membrane; cytosol
Molecular function (GO): monoatomic ion channel activity; phosphatidylinositol-3,4,5-trisphosphate 3-phosphatase activity
Source: RefSeq, a predicted model, not a curated record
GCAAGGAUAUUCUAUCCCACUUUCUCGAGUUUGUUUUAUUAUCUCACUCUCCUUUUCACUAAAAGAAUUUGAAAAGUGAAAGUUUUAGGGGGGGAAGUUCUGGUGUGUGAGCCUGGGGAGAAGAGAGGGUUUACUGAAGUUGUUAGGAGUACUUAAGCAUGAAGGUUUGUCUUAGCCCCGCUGAGGAGAGAGAACCAACAAGCCUCUUCCUUCCUUGAAGGACAUGCAGAACCUCUAUCCUGGACAGAACCAUUAGGUUGGCAGAUAUAGCACUAACCUUAUUCCUGGCCAUGAACUGACUGAUCUAAUUGACUUAACAAGGCUGUGGAUUAAGUUUAAUCACAAGAUAAUAUCAUGCAGGGAUUUAAGAAGAGCCCUUUGUAUCUCUGGUUGGAACACUAUGGAUAUAACAGAACUGCAGAUGCUUUCACCAUGUAUUCUAUGUCCUCAGAAAGCAGUCCCAGUGGAAAUAUAAAGGAGUUGCCAAGUGCUUCCCAGUCCCUUAAAUUAGAUGGCAACAUGUGCUGUGACACAAAUGAAGAGUCAAUACUAACCCAUAAUGGAAGCAGCGGUGGAAGUUCAUAUCCAGAUGAAGUAACAUCAGUGAAUUAUCUGGAGCCUAUUAGUGACAUAACAUGUACAGAUGAUUCAGCAUCAGCACAAAUCCUUGGUGGAGCUGUGAGUGAUAGCACAUCCCUGUAUGAAGUGAAUUCCUCGAGUGAACUAAUGAAAGAAAUCCUUUCCCAGAAUGAGUCUCUGACACCACAUGGAGAUGGAACUGCCAGUGAACUCACAGUUUCAAGUGGAUUGAAAUCAUUAUACUCAACGGUGUCCACCAGUAUACUCAUUGCCUCAUCUGAUUUAACAGCAGAAAUCCAGGAAGAAAACAUCAACAAAUGCAAGUUAAAACAGGUCUCCAAGUUAUAUGAUGGUGAUGAAUGUAUUGAUAUUCGCAAGACAUAUUGGAACUCGAUUAAGGAAAUAGUCUAUUUCCUUGUAUCAUCAGUUGCCUUCAGAAUAUUUGAAAUUAUGCUGAUAUUUCUGGACAUAUUUCUUGUGGCUAUAGAUCUACAUCUUAAUAAAAACAGAUUUUAUAUUCCUUUGGAAUACAGUUCAGUUUCUUUUGCUAUUGCUUUGUUUUUCCUUGUGGAUGUUCUUCUUCGAGUAUAUAUAGAAGGGAGACAACACUAUUUUUCUGAUUUACUGAACACCCUAGAUGCCGUCGUUAUUGGUGUGACUCUGUUCAUCGCCAUCACGGUCAUGUUUUAUGAGAAGAAGUUUCUUAGAGAUGUCCCAAUAUUGGGAAUUGUAUUUCGACCUCUGCGGCUUUUUAUUCUGAUAAGAAUUUUGCAACUGGCUCAUCAAAAAAGAGAUCUGGAAAAGUUGAUCAGGCGACGGGUUUCAGGAAACAAAAGACGAUACAUGAAGGAUGGGUUUGACCUGGACCUCACUUAUGUAACUGAGCGUAUUAUUGCUAUGUCAUUUCCGUCAUCUGGAUGGCAGUCUUUCUAUAGAAAUCCAAUUAAGGAGGUUGUGCGGUUCCUUGACACCAAGCAUCCAGACCACUAUCAAGUCUACAAUCUCUGCAGUGAGAGAGCUUAUGACCCUAAGCACUUCCACUACAGGGUCCGCAGAAUCAUGAUUGAUGAUCACAAUGUCCCCAUGCUUGAGGAAAUGCUGUUAUUCUCCAAGGAAGUAAAUGAUUGGCUGGCUCAACAUCCUGAAAAUGUUGUGGCAAUUCACUGUAAGGGAGGAAAAGGAAGAACAGGAACCAUGGUUUGUGCCUGUCUCAUUGCCAGUGAAGUAGUUUUAAAGGCAAAGGAAAGUCUUUACUUUUUCGGGGAGCGGCGAACAGAUAAAACCACCAGCUCUAAGUUUCAAGGAAUAGAGACCCCUUCUCAGAAUAGAUAUGUUGACUAUUUUGAAAAACUGAAAAUUAGCUACCAAUGGACUCUCCCUCCAAGAAAAAUACUUGUGAUAAAAAGAUUUAUUAUUUAUUCUAUUCAUGGUAUUGGAAAAGGUGACGGAAGUGAUCUAGAAGUACAAAUAGUAAUGUGUCAGGAGACUAUAUUUUCCUGUUUUUCUUCUAAAAAUUGUAUGAUGUUUCAUGAUGUUGAAACAGACAGAGUAAUAAUUAAUGUAUUCAACUGUCCAGCUCUAUAUGAUGAUGUGAAAGUGAAAUUUCUUUCUCCGAAUCUUCCUAAAUACUAUGAUGACUGCCCUUUUUUCUUUUGGUUUCAUACAUCUUUUAUACGAAAAAACAGGCUGUAUCUACCAAGAAAUGAAUUGGAUAAUACGCAUAAAUCAAAAACAUGGAAAAUUUACAGUCCAAAGUUUGCAGUAGAAGUAUAUUUUGAUGAGAUAUAGCGCAAAGUUGUGUAGUAGCUUCUGACUAAGUGCUGUUCCCCUUCUUGGAGAGAAACAUGCUCUUUCCACUUCAUGCUGCAUAUUUAUGUCUUCUAACCUAUGUCACUGAUGGUUUGUCUGUAGUGUAUGUGUGUACAUGUUUCUGGGAAAUAUAUUA